AUGACGACCAACUCGUUGAGCGCAAAGAGCAGGCCCGCUUCAUCGCUUCGCAUUACUCCUUCGAAUUCCCCAAUCCUGAGACCGCCAACGCGCUCUUCCAUAUACAAAGCAUCGUCUCAUCAGACAGCCUUGACCCUGCGGACAGUACUCGGAACAACCACAACUACCCCUCAUGGAUUCUCGAGUCAUGAGCAAAGAAGGUCUUUCGCCCUCUGUGCAGGCUCAGUGGCGGUACUCGUUGAAUUGGACGACAAGGACUGUGUAAGCCAACGCUUUUUCAGGGCACGGCCCUCGGCAGCCAGUGUGAAUCCAGUUACAUCGUUCUACCACCAAUCCACGCCGCCUACAACACCUGACAGUCGAGCAAAAUUCUCAUCAAGCUUGAGAUCGACCGCCCACAGCAAUGCUUACAAUGGCUCUCCAUGCCAUGACACAACUGAUCCCGGUAGUCCCCGUGGUUGGUCCUCACGCGAGAGAGUUAAGGCGGUUACGUGUACCGCCAUCAGCCCUAAUGGGGAGUUCCUCGCAGUCGGAGAAACUGGUUAUAGUCCCCGAAUUAUGAUCUUCUCAACGGCGAAAGACGCAUCUUCGGACAUCCCACUUUCGAUCCUUACAGAGCAUACAUUUGGUGUGCGAGGCCUGGCCUUCAGUCCGGAUUCACAGUAUCUAGCGACGCUCGGUGAUGUGAAUGAUGGGUUUCUUUUCGUAUGGACUGUUAAUCCGAAGACUGGUUCGGCAAAGCUUCACUCAACCAACAAGUGUACUUCCCAUGUCCGUGACAUGUGUUGGAUGGGUCAGACCCUAGUCACGUACGUCCUAGCGAGGGUCGGAGUCCGACAUGUGAAAGUUUGGAGACUUCCAGAUGCGAGGCCUGGCUCCCCUCGGUCUCGCCUUACUGUGGAGGCACCAAGCAGCUCCCCGAGCCAGAUUCCCAAGGCAUUUUCGGGGCGAAAUUGCUUACUGGGCUCGCUGGCCGAAAGCACCUUCACUAGCGUAGCAAGCUUUUCCGAUCGUGAGUCAGUGGUAGGCACCGAUACGGGGGCUUUAUGUUUGGUGGAUGAUAGUGAGGGAUCCCAGAAAUUGUCCGUUGUCCAAUACCUGGAUUUUGGCAUCACUUCCUUGGCGGUUGACUUGCACCGCUCUUGUGUUUGGGUUGGCGGAAGGGGAGGACAAAUUCAGCCUCUCAGUUUUGAGAAGAUACGCUCAUCGGCCGCUCCCCUGUCUCCCACACUUUCUGGCAGGUCAUCAGCAGAGCAGGCGCUCAAGGGCCCUGCAAUCAUCUGCAUAGGGUCUCUGGGGUCUCGUGUGGUAGCAGUGGACUCGACUAAUGCUAUUGAGAUACAUUCGGGCGACGAAUUGGGCGACGAAGUCGACCAGAGGACUCCUCAAACCAUGGUCUCCGCUCACCGGGAUGCGGUCCUUGGGAUACGUGGUCUCAAAACACCGAACCAGUAUGACGCUACUUUCUUCACAUGGUCUCGCAAGGGUAGCGUGAAAUUUUGGAACUCCCAAGGGAAUUGCAAAGAUUCGCGUGCAAUUGUUCUGGAGCACCCCCCUGGCUGUGAUGAAGAUAUUUCCAAUGAGCUGAAAGUAGUACGAGCUACCGAUGAGAUGGACUUGUUUGUCUCCGGUGAUAAAUUUGGUGUCCUUAGCUGUGGACGUGACCGCAUGGUCCAGCUAUUCGAGCGAAGCAAUAACCGACUUGAGUUAAUCCAAACUAUGGAUGACCACGUUGGGGCCGUAAACCAGCUCCUCUUCCUUGAGAACGGAGAGAAGCUCCUUUCGUCCUCUGCCGAUCGUACCAUUCUCAUUAGAGACCGCGUUAGCCGGGAGGUCAGUGGUGCACCGAUCGUUGCUUACUUGAUCACCAGAGUGAUCACGAUGAAGGCAUCCCCAGUGUCCAUGACCCUUUCUACGGACACGGAUGUCCUUGUCGUAUCUACUGCUGAUCGAAGUAUUCAACAAUAUGAUCUCGCUUCUGGUCGUCAGAUCACGUCCUUCCGAGCUAUAGAUUCGGAUGGAAGCGAUACAGUUGUCAUGAACUCUUUGACCGUGACUUCUGAUAUCUCAAGGCAGAGUUUCUCGAAGCUACUCUUUGGAGUCUCAGCCACCGACAAGUCGAUACGUGUAUAUGACUUGGAACGUGGCGUGCUUCUUUCAGCUGAAUUUGGGCACACAGAGGGCAUGAGUGACGCUUGCCUACUUGCAAACUACCCCAAUGACUCCACCCAGUCAGAUGACCGGAUCCUCAUCAGCUCCGGCCUUGAUGGGCUUGUUAUGAUCUGGGGAGUAUCUGUGCUUCCUCAAUCAUCAUCAGAGCCCUCGCCAGCCCUACACAAAGAUGAUGAUGCUCCUGUGAAGGAAUUGACACUUGCUAAACCCCCUCUACGCAAAGUUUUGUCUAAAACCGAGCUUGCCGGGCUCCAACGACAGGAAAACAUUGCUGUCACACCAACUCCAGCUCGCGGACAUUCUCCCACCUUUCUAAGGAAACUUUCCAAGUUCUCGCUGUCUCCGGCGAAGCACGGAAAUACACAACCGCCCACGACGCCCUCAUCGACGUCGAAUCGCCGUUCCCCUACCUCUAGCGCUUGCCGAGACAAGUCACAUCCUACAUCACCCUCUUUGCAUACUUCAAAGACCGCAAGCCCUAGGAAGGUUGGUAGUAGUCGAGGCGAAUCCCGCCGUUCCUCUCUUGAUAUUCGUGCCCGGGCCAGACUUUCCGGGAAAAGCGAUUAUGGAAGCCUCAACACGUCUACAGAACAGGUCUGCCGUACGUUGAAAGCUUACAGGAAAAAGCUUAAUGGCUCAGUGGGAAAUAUUCAUGCCCAGAAGGAGCUUGAGAGAGAGCUGAACUUGACCCUACGGGCUCUCAACCAUCGAAGUAAUGGCAGCGAUAGCGCAGAAACUGAGACCGAGAGCAGCGGAAAGGAGAAUGAAAAAGUCCUUGCAUGA
Aspergillus niger is the source of this 2955-nucleotide messenger RNA. RefSeq lists its product as uncharacterized. NCBI's taxonomy places the organism in Eukaryota, Fungi, Ascomycota, Eurotiomycetes, Eurotiales, Aspergillaceae. The transcript has 4 exons. The coding region runs from base 1 to 2955 and encodes 984 amino acids. Gene Ontology annotation, cellular component: mitotic spindle. Gene Ontology annotation, molecular function: protein binding. Gene Ontology annotation, biological process: mitotic spindle organization; regulation of mitotic cell cycle. The record is from RefSeq and is a predicted model, not a curated record.